Homo sapiens (human) is the source of this 11721-nucleotide messenger RNA. It is a transcript of the gene LRRC9, whose product is annotated as leucine rich repeat containing 9. The coding region runs from base 3782 to 8266 and encodes 1494 amino acids. Lineage: Eukaryota; Metazoa; Chordata; Mammalia; Primates; Hominidae. The transcript has 33 exons. The record is from RefSeq and is a predicted model, not a curated record.
GCAAGACUCCGUCUUAAAACAACAAUAACAACAACAAAAAACAGAUACUCGUGCAGGAAUAGUCAGAGCUAAUGAAAAACACAGACUAGAAAGUCCAAAAUUAGGCCCCAGUGUAUGUGAUCAUUUAGAAUAUAACAAAGAGAAUGAUUUAAUUCCUUCUACAAUAGUUAUCUUGGACAAAGGCAAGAUAACUUAGAACACCAUUUGGUGAAUUUGGAGCUUUGAAGGGAAGCGUUUGUCCUUUGUGUGGUGGUGGGCAGCUAGGCUAUCCUUUGGUAAUCACAGACUUUAAUCCAGUAUAUAAGGGUUUCUCUUUCCACGAGUAGAGGUGCUGCAAAACACUUUUUAAGCUUGGUGCACUAUUCAAAUAAACCUGGAGAGGUAAGACUAUGGCCUGCAUCUAUGUAUGGGCCUUUGAUGGAGCUUCCAAAUUCUUUCAGGUUGCUUUCUUGACUGGCUUCUCUUGCAGCCUAUGCUGUAAUAUCCUGAGGUUGUCCAAGAAUGGAGUAAAGAUGAAAUUGCCAAUGGGAAGCAGGGAAGGAAUGCGCGGCAUUUCCUUCAAUAUAGACCCAUCAUCUAACCACUGUCUCCACUGCCUCUACCACCACCCUACUCCAAUCACCAUCCUCUCCCACUUACAUUAUUACAACUGCCCAUUAACUAGUCUCCCUGCUUUUGCUCCAAACCCUACAAUCUAUUUUAAAUACAGCAACCAGAGUGAUCUUUUUCAAUACUUAUGACAGUUCUUGUUACUCUUCAACUCAAAUCCUCAUAUAGCUUUUCAUCUUACCAUAAUAAAAUACAAAAUCCUCACAGAGUUCUACAAGAUAGCACAUGAUUUGGCCCUGAAAUACCUCUCUGACCUCACAUCCUACCAUUAUUUAUUUCUCUCAGUGUACUCCAGGCACAUAAUUUUCCUUGCUAUUCUGCAAACAUACCAAGUAUACUCUCACUGCCCCCCAUCCCAGCUUUUUUUUUUUUUUCCAUUUGCUGUUUCCUUUGCCUGUAUGCAUUUUCUCCAGAUUCCCGCAUGGCUCACACUCACACUCCCUUAUGUCCUUCAUUUCUUUGCCCAGAUUCCACCUUAUCAUCUGAUAAGGUCCUGAUCUUCUUUUUCCUCCCACCGCUGUCAUUCUCUGUCUGGGGUUCUGUCUUAUGCCUUCAAUAUGAAUAUUAACAAAGAGUCAAUGAAUGAACAAAGAGUCCAAUGUAUUAGGAUAAUUUGCUGGCUGUAUUUUUCUUUGUGGUGCUAGCUUGGGUCCCAUCCCUCCUUCUUGACUCAGUGUCUUCGUCCAUUUUGUGCUGCUAUAAUAAAAUACCUGAAAAUGGGCAAUUUAAAAACAACAGAAAUGUAUUUCUCACAGGUCUAGAGGCUAGGAAGUCUAAGAUCAAGGCAUCAGCAUCUGGUGUCUGCUUCCACGAUGAUGCCUUGAAGUCUGCCUCCUCUGGAGAGAAGGAACAGUAUGUACUCACAUGGCCAAGUCAGAAGGGCAAAAAAGGGAUGAACUUUCUCCAUCAAGCCCUUUAAAUGCACAGCUAAUGGGCAGCUAAUGCCAUUUGGAAGGGGAGGAGCCCUCAUAACCAAAUUACCUCUUAAAGGCCCACCUCUUAAUACUAUCAUAUUGGCAACACCUGAAGUUUGAAGGGGACACAUUCAAACCGUAGCAUUCAGCAUGGUAGGGCAAUGUCCUCAAUUUACAAAGCAUGAGUACAAAUACAGACUGUGUGCAAUUUUCUGGUGCAUUUCUCAAACUCCUUUGAUUUGGUCCCUUAUAUAUAAUACACAGCUACCCCUUCCCAACCACUGCUUCUCUCAAUUUGAAGAUUUUUUAGAAUUGUUUGGUGAAACUUCUUUCCCUGGUACCUUGAAUUUUGGUCUGUAAUAUGGUUUGGCUGUGCCCCCACCCAAAAUUUCAUCUUGAAUUGUAAUAAUCCCCACAUUUCAAGGGCGAGACUAGGUGGACAUAAUUGAAUCAUGGGGGCAGUUUCCCCCAUGUGUUCUUGUGAUAGUGAAUUCUCACAAGAUCUGAUGAUUCUACAAGGGGCUUCCCCCUUCACUCAGCUCUCAUUCUGUCUCUUGCUGCCAUGUGAAGAAGGUUGGUUUGCUUCCCCUUCUGCUGUAAUUAUAAGUUUCCUGAGGCCUUCCCAGCCAUAUGAAACUGUGAGUCAAUUAAACCUCUUUCCUUUAUAAAUUAUCCAGUCUCGGGCAUGUGUUUAUUAGCAAUGUGAGAACAGACUCUGGUUUGUGUUAAUGGGCUUUUUUCUCAAUCUGAUGUUGUCUGUGUCAUAUUUAAAGACUUCUCUCAAUAUUUCUGGCAAUCAUUGCUCUUUUUGUAGCACUGCUAUAUUCUUUUCUUGUUUUCAUAUUUCUGUAGUCAUUCUAGUGAGAUUUGGGGAGGGAAGAUAGGUAAAUACAUGGACUCAAAUCAUCAUCUUUUUUCUUAACAUUUUAAUUUAUGUAUAUGCCAGCACAUGUACAUAAUUUAGCAUAAAUGAAUAAAAAUGAGCAUAUAAAUGCCUUUAAAAUAAAAAUUUAAGUAGAAUUUCAUUGAAGUAUAGCAUACAUCCAGAAAUCACACACAUCAUAGGUAUCUAAUUUUAUUUUCAAAUUGAACAUAACCAGCACCUAGAUCAAAUAAUACAUUGUUAUGAACACUCUAUAAGCCCCUCUUUUUGCCUCCUCUUAGUUGCUCUUCCCUGAAAGGUAACCAAUAUCCUAACUUCUAACACUACAGUUUGUUUUAAAAUCUUACAUGAAUUGAGUCAUACUCAUUAUGAGUAUUACUCAUUGUGUGUCUCUUCUUUUGUUCAACAUUUGUUUACGUGAAACUCACUUAUGUUGCAAAUAACAGUAGUUGUUUCUUUCUCAUUCCACUUUUAGGUAGAAACCCCAAAGAAAUUUGUAGCUAUGACCUGUAUGACAAAAUGUUCAGAGAAGCACUAUUUAACCCCCAACUGGAAACAGUCAAAAUGUGUACCCAUAGUAGAAAUAAUAAAUAAAUGUCUAUACAUUCAUACUAGGCAAUUCUAAACAUGCUUUUUUAAAAGUAUCAUUUUUUCUUUUCCAUUUUUGCCUAGAUCUCUCCCAUCCAGCUUUACAUUUGUAUUCUGGCCACAAAGGCUUUCACCUGCAUCUAAGGAAACUCAUAUUAACAACUUAGUAUAUAUCUUUCCAUAUUUUCUCCUGACAAUAAUUAUACAUAUACAUGCAUUUACAUAUAUACACAUGUAUACACACAUGCCUAUGGGGGAGUUGUUAUUGUAAAGAAAGGGAUUAUACUGUAUACCAUUUUCUAAAUCUCGCUUUGUCAGUUCAUUAUAUUAAAGGCAGGAUUCUUAUAUUUUUUAGAUAGUAUGUAUCUGGAAUAAUAUACAGAAAAUAUUACAAAUUAUGAAAGUUGGAUUAAGUUUCAUCCAACUGAAGUAUUAGUUGGUUCAUAUUCUCUAGAAUGAAGGAGAAGUUGGAGUAUUUAUUUUAAUAAACACUUAUUACUAUGCCAAAAAUGUUGCUAAGCCCUAAGGAUUCUUCUCUUUGCAGUCUAGGUAUACUUAGAGAACUGUGUUCACGUUUAGACACCGCAGUGUAAUACAAAGGACAACUAGAGCCUGUUCAAAGGAGAGAAACAUGAGUAUAUAGUGAGAGAACUAACAACUUGAACUGGGAGUAAGAUAAGAGUGUAGAUGAGAGAUGACCAUUUUCUUCAAGUAUUGAAGGCUCAUCGUGUGGAAAAAAAGUUAUACCGAGGAGUUAUAAUAUUAUGAUCACUGUUUUUAAUGGAAGAUGAUUGAAAGUGAAAACCUAAACCAAGAAGAAAUAAUUAAAGAACUGUGUUUGUGCAAUGGCUUAUCUUAUGAGAUGGUUGGACAAGAAGGAUCAGAUACAUCAAAGUUGGAGAUGUUUUUCUUAGGGUAUCCUCGUAUAGUUGGAUUAUCAUUAUUUCCUAAUUUAACGAGUCUUACCAUUGUUGCUCAAGAUAUAAAAGAAAUUUCAGGGUUAGAGCCUUGUUUACAACUUAAAGAACUUUGGAUUGCUGAGUGCUGCAUAGAGAAAAUUGAAGGUCUUCAAGAAUGUAGAAAUUUGGAAAAACUAUAUUUAUAUUUUAAUAAAAUUUCCAAAAUAGAAAAUUUAGAGAAAUUAAUCAAAUUGAAGGUUCUUUGGCUGAACCACAAUACAAUUAAAAAUAUUGAGGGUUUGCAAACUUUGAAGAAUUUAAAAGAUCUCAACCUUGCUGGAAAUCUAAUAAAUAGCAUUGGUCGAUGUCUUGACUCCAAUGAACAACUGGAAAGAUUAAACCUUUCUGGUAACCAAAUAUGUUCUUUCAAGGAACUCACGAACUUAACCAGGCUGCCUUGCUUAAAGGAUUUAUGUCUGAAUGACCCUCAAUAUACAACCAAUCCAGUUUGUCUUCUGUGUAAUUAUUCCACACAUGUAUUAUAUCAUUUGCCUUGCCUUCAAAGAUUUGACACAUUGGAUGUGUCAGCAAAGCAAAUCAAGGAACUGGCAGAUACCACAGCAAUGAAAAAAAUAAUGUAUUAUAAUAUGCGUAUAAAAACUCUUCAGAGGCAUCUUAAAGAAGACCUUGAAAAACUGAAUGAUCAAAAAUGCAAAUUACAAAAGUUGCCAGAAGAACGAGUAAAAUUAUUCAGCUUUGUGAAGAAAACUUUGGAACGAGAACUGGCUGAACUCAAGGGCUCGGGCAAAGGGCACAGUGAUGGAUCCAAUAACAGUAAAGUAACUGAUCCUGAAACACUGAAGAGUUGUGAAACUGUCACUGAAGAACCAAGUCUUCAACAGAAGAUAUUGGCCAAACUAAAUGCCUUGAAUGAAAGGGUAACAUUCUGGAACAAAAAACUAGAUGAAAUUGAAGCAAUUUAUCAUAUUGAAGUAAAACAAAAGAAGAAAAGUCAUGGCUUAUUGAUCCCACUUUUGUUAAUUGAGUUAGAGACUGUGGGAAAUUUCCAUUUUGAAGAAGGCACUCGAUCUGAUGACUGGUUUAAUUUCUGCUAUGAAUUAAUUCUGUCACGUUUUUGUGCCUGGGACUUCAGAACAUACGGUAUUACAGGAGUAAAAGUAAAACGCAUCAUUAAAGUUAACAACCGUAUUCUGAGACUAAAAUUCGAAGAGAAAUUUCAAAAGUUUUUGGAGAAUGAAGAUAUGCAUGAUUCAGAGAGCUACCGAAGGAUGCUGGAAUGCCUUUUUUAUGUUUUUGAUCCUGAAGUUUCAGUGAAGAAAAAGCAUCUUCUACAAAUACUUGAAAAAGGAUUCAAAGACAGUGAAACAAGCAAGCUGCCUCUCAAAAAAGAAGCCAUCAUUGUUUCUAACAGUCUAAGUAUAAGUGAGUGUCCCAGAAUUGAAUUUUUACAGCAAAAGCACAAAGAUGAGAAGAAAAUCUCUCUUAAGCAUGAGCUCUUCAGACAUGGCAUCCUCCUCAUUACAAAAGUUUUCCUUGGCCAGAGUGUUCAGGCCCAUGAAAAAGAAUCCAUCAGUCAAUCCAACUAUCCAAUGGUUAAUUCAGUGUUCAUUCCUCGGAAAUAUUUACUAAAUUCUGUCAUGGGACAAAGAAACUGUGAUUGCAGUGUUCGGCAGUGCAAGUGGUUUGUCUUUGAUCAUGACCUUGUUUUGCCGGAAUAUGUUGUUGAAUUUGAGUAUAUUACAAUGGUCAAGGCACCCUCUUUAUUUUCUGUAUUCAACAAUGUUAUUCUAGAAGAAAGCAAAAAAAACCCAGAAGUAUCAGUAUUUUCCAAGGAUUUGAAAUUUGAUGAUGAAGUUAUAAAAAUGGAGCCCAGAAUCAAGGCCCGACCAAAACUGAUUAGUUUGGAUGAUAAAACAAUACUUUCCCUUGCAAAGACUAGCGUUUACAGUCAUAUUGUGAGUCUGAAUCUACAUGGAAACAGCUUGAGUAAAUUGAGAGAUCUCUCCAAGUUAACAGGACUUCGAAAACUAAACAUUAGCUUUAAUGAAUUUACCUGUUUAGAUGAUGUAUACCACUUGUAUAACCUUGAAUAUUUGGAUGCAAGCCAUAACCAUGUGAUAACCCUUGAGGGAUUUAGAGGUCUGAUGAAACUGAAGCACUUAGACUUGAGCUGGAAUCAACUGAAAAAAUCUGGCAAUGAAAUAAAUAUGUUAUGCAAACACACCACAAGCCUUCUCACUCUUGAUAUUCAACAUAAUCCAUGGCAAAAGCCAGCCACAUUGAGGCUGAGUGUUAUUGGCAGAUUAAAGACUCUUACCCAUUUAAAUGGAGUCUUCAUUUCUGAAGAAGAAGCAACAGCAGCUAUGAAAUUUAUUGCAGGAACAAGGAUUACUCAGUUAUCUCUCUUACGGCAUUCUAGUACUAAAGAGGAGAGACCACGGAUACUUAGUAUAUGGCCUUCUGCCAAAAUUCUGACGCAGGUUUCAAAGUUAGGACCUCAUUUACAUCUGAGUGGAAACUGCUACUUGAAGAUAACUGCCUUAAAUUUAGAUGGACAACAUCUUUUUGAAAUCACAAAUUUAGAAAAAUUGGAAAAUUUGAAAUGGGCAUCAUUCAGCAAUAAUAAUCUCACUAAAAUGGAGGGUCUGGAAUCCUGUAUUAACUUGGAAGAGCUCACAUUAGAUGGAAACUGCAUCUCAAAGAUAGAAGGUAUUUCCAAGAUGACUAAAUUAACUCGCCUCAGCAUAAAUAAUAAUCUUCUCACUGGUUGGGAAGAGCAUACCUUUGAUAACAUGCUUCAUCUUCACUCGCUUUCUCUUGAGAACAACAGAAUCACUUCAUUGAGUGGUUUACAAAAAUCUUUUACUCUUGUUGAGUUAUACAUAAGCAAUAACUAUAUUGCUGUCAAUCAGGAGAUGCACAAUUUAAAGGGUUUAUGCAACUUGGUCAUUCUAGACAUGUGUGGGAACAUCAUUAUAUGGAAUCAAGAAAACUACCGGUUGUUUGUAAUAUUUCAUCUUCCAGAACUGAAAGCUUUGGAUGGGAUACCAAUUGAACCAUCAGAGACUGACAGUGCAAAAGAUUUGUUUGGUGGUAGACUUACUUCUGACAUGAUUGCAGAACGACAAGGACAUUCCAACUUCAAACAAAUGCAAGAACUAAAUUGGACUUCAUCAUCUAUUAGAACAGUGGAUUUGAUUCCAGUCGACCAAUUUAGAAAUGUGUGUAAUGUGAAUCUACAGAACAAUCAUCUUACCUCAUUCAGUGGAUUAAUCUAUCUACCUAAUGUGAAGGUCUUAUGCCUUAACUAUAAUCAUAUUGAAUCAAUCAUGCCCAGACUAAAGCCUCAGACUCACUUAACCAGUAGACAACUACUGUACCAGAAAGUGCCUUCAAGUGGCUAUGGACAGCAAGGAAUUUCAAAAACAAACAGAGAUAUAAUGAGCAGUGAAAAUUUGCCUCCAAUAAUGCACAGUUUAGAAGUUCUUCAUUUGGGCUACAAUGGAAUUUGUAAUUUGAUCCAGCUACAACUUAACAGACUAAGAAAUUUAAAAUUCCUCUUUCUACAGGGUAAUGAAAUCAGCCAAGUUGAAGGGCUUGACAACUUAGUAGUCCUUCAAGAAUUGGUAGUGGACCAUAACCGCAUCCGAUCAUUUAAUGACAGUGCUUUUGCCAAACCAAGUUCUUUAUUGGCACUUCACUUGGAGGAAAACAGACUACGAGAACUGGGCAAAUUACAAUCUUUGGUAAAACUAGAGAAACUCUUCCUAGGAUAUAAUAAAAUCCAGGAUAUCACAGAACUGGAAAAACUUGACGUUAUCUCUACUCUCAGGGAGCUUACAGUGUAUGGCAAUCCAAUUUGUAGAAAAAUGCUACAUCGCCACAUGCUUAUAUUUCGACUGCCUAACUUACAGAUGUUAGAUGGAAGUCCUGUGAAUUCAGAUGAUAGGGCAAAAGCUGAAUUUCACCUCGCUGAACUACAAGCAAAGAAAAACUCGCUUAUUCCUGUUACCCACUCUCCUAUGGAUGGCAGAUCAUUUGGCCAAGUGAAAACUCCUCCCAUAGAGAUAACAAAUGUACUUCUGCCUAGUGGAUUCAGCCAUUACUUGGGAUCUGACGUCACUUUAACUCCUGAAGUUGAAGACAAAAAAAACAAGAAUGCUGGGAUUCUGACAAAUAAUCCUCGGAGCAUCCAUGCAGAAAUAGCUUUUCGGCAACUCAGAGGGAUAAGUAUCUCUCCAUCUCUUUUAUCACAUCAGAAUAUUGCAUCUCCUACUGCACAAAUAUACCAGAGCAACCAAGAUAAGAGAAGAAUUUUUGGGAGCAACUUUCCAAGAUCAAAUCGAAUGUAACUGCCUAAAGAGAAAUGAGCAUACACCAAGAAACUCACCUGUUUAGUAGUUGUACAAAAACUAGCGGACAGUGGUCAGUUAAAAAAAAAAAAAAAAGAUAAUCAUGUUACUUAAGUUACUGAAGCACUUCAGUUCCAUAUGAAGAUAAUCUAUUACCCUUCAUGAACUUGAUUUAAUAUCACCUCUCUUAAACUUUCUUUAUGGUUAUCUUUAGUUAUUUGUUUGAAUUUCUAUAUCAUAAAAAUCAUCAACUAUUACAUCAGACUACAAUUUGAAAAGACAAAAGUGACAUGAAACAAAGUCCAGAGAACUGAAUGCUUAGUUCUAGUAUUAGAAACAUUUAGUCAUGAAAUGUCAUUAUGAAAAGUCAUAGGAAGAUAUUGAGAAAAGAUAACUUUAGGAAAUAGGCAUACUUUCAUUUGUAGAGUAUCUAUUCAUUUGAGAUUACACAAAACUACAGCACAUUUCUUACCAAACACAACUAUUACUAAAGCAAGAUGAGUUUUGCUAGUUGAACUACAGAUUGGUUUUUAGGACUGUAUUUUUUUAAAAAAUACCCUCAAACCAGAUCGGCCCUCAAAAUUGUUUAGAGAUGCAAAUUGUGGGCAUCAAUAGUAGUUUCUAAAUGUGGCUAACCGUGGGUGCAACCAGUCCUUCAUGCUCUAAGAAUAAAAAAAGCGUCCGAUUUCAAAUACAAAUCAUUUAAUUACACCUACAGUGAUACAAGUUUACAAGUAGUUUCAGGCUGAAGAGAACAUGUAUUCAAACUGAGUGGACACAUUUAAAAAUAUGACCUUCAAUAAUUAUACUUCACUGAACUUUUCUAAACUAUUACAUUGCAUAGUACUAGGACGUAUCACAGAUUAAUCAAAUGUGGUUAUGAAUUUGCUUGUUACAGUUACUAAAAUUGAUAACCAAAUUGCCAAUCAUAUUUUGAUAUAAAUGAGCUCCAUCAUUCAUGAAGUAUUCUAUUCAAAAUUUUAAAGUUAUUGGCUCAACAGUACACAUAGUUUCAUAAUAUUUUAUACUUUCCUUACACGAAAAUAAAUUAUUUUAACUAAAAUAUGUAGACUUUAUAAUCUGUCUGGAAAUAGUUUUAAAGGUACUUUGGAAAUGAUAUAAUUCCAAUGUCUAUGCAACAAUUUUGUAUUUUUCUUUUUAAAUGCUGUAUGUCUUUACUUUAAUCAUGUAAUAUUUAAAAGUUCAAACCUAAUUACAGAUUGAUUUUGCUCUUUGUAAUGUGUGGUUUUUAAACAACUAUUACAUUUAGGUGGAAAUAGGAUCUUUUGUUUAAAAACAACUAUGCAGUUCUUAAGAUGUCCAGAAGAUGUCUUUGUUGCCCUUUAGUUUUGACAACUGCUUUCAUUAUAGUGUUGUGACAGUCUACUCUUCACUAUUUAUUACUAAAUUGGCAUCAUCUUCUUUUUUUCUUUUAUGAUUAUGUAUAAAUUAAAUGCUGAAUAUAUGUUACUUUUAUAAUAAAAAGUGUCUUAAAAUAACAAAGUGGGAAAAUAAAUGUAAUAGGUUUCACUGGAGAAAAAUGUUCAGAAUAGAAAUAUAUAAAGCAGAAAAAACAUAACUUACACUGUAUUCACUUAGCAUUUUGGCAUAUUUUCUUUUAGCCAUUUUUCCUAUGGACUUUUAAUACAUUUGAGAUCUUCAUGUGAUUUUUAUGUACACAUUGUUAAAUUUUGAGCUAUUUAUAAUUCUUAAAAAUUGUUAAUUAAAUGUCAUCUGAGCCGGGCGCAGUGGCUCACAUCUGUAAUCCCAGCACUUUGGGAGGCCAAGGCAGGCAGAUCACAAGGUCAGAAGUUCGAGACCAGCCUGGCCAAUAUGGUGAAACCCCAUCUCUACUAAAAAUACAAAAAUUAGCCAGGCGUGGUGGUGUGCUCCUGUAGUCCCAGCUACUAGGGAGGCUGAGGCAGACAAAUUGAGCAAGACUCCAUCUCAAAAAAAAAUUUUUUUUUCAUCUAAAUUUCUGAGUAGCUGGAAUUACACCACCACGCCAGGUGCAGUGGUUCACGCCUGUAAUCCCAGAACUUUAGGCGGCCAAGGUGGGCAGAUCACCUGAGGUCAGGAGUUCAAGACCAGCCUGGCCAACAAGGCAAAGCCCCAUCCCUACUAAAAAUACAAAAAUUAACUGGGAAUGGUGGCGUACACCUGUAAUCUCAGCUACUCAGGAGGCUAAGGCAGGAGAAUCGCUUGAACCAGGGAGGCAGAGGUUGCAGUGAGCUGAGAUGGCACCACUGCACUCCAGCCUGGGUGACAGAGUGAGACUCCCUCUCAAAAAAAAAAAAAAAAAAACUGUAAAAGAGAGUAAACUAUUUAUUCAUCAAGGUAUUUCACUUAGAUAAAAUGUAUAAUUUAUCCAGUAAAGUUAUUAUGUCUUUGCUCCCAGCAAAUGUCUUGAUUUAUUUUGCAAGCAAAUGUAUGAUUAUAUAACUUGUUUUCAUUAAAGACAAUUCCACAAACAACCUGGUAAGCUAGAAAUUAAGGCACUUUAUAGAUUAGAAGCCUCCAAAGCUGAACCGAAUACAGGCAGUGUGAAAUUAGUCUGAUUUCUAUAUAUAAAAUUAACUGCGAUUAAUUGUCCAAUACAAACUUUACUAUUUACUUCCAUUUUUAAAAAAAUUUUUGUAGAGAUGGAGUCUCACUAUAUUGCCCAGGCUGGUCUCAAACUCCUGGCUUCAUGUAAUCCUCCUGCCUCGGCUCCCGCAACGUGCUGGGAUUAUAGGCAUGAGCCACCAUGCCUGGCCAUUUACUUCUAAUUUUUCUAGUCUUAGAUUUUUCUGACUAUUGACACAAAAUUAACUGAUUGUGAAUAUAUUUUUGCCUAGAAUAUCUAGUGUGCACUAUGUAUGUGUGUUUGCAGGCACUCCUGACUAGUUUACAAAUAACCCUUAUAUUUAAGUAACAUGCCAUUUCACUCUUCAUAAGCUAUCUUACAUUAUGAAAAGUGUUUAAUGUUUUAAAACAUUAGAUCUCACUCUUAGUCAUGCUCUAGGCUCUUGGCUUCAAUUAAAUAUUACUUACAUAAAGGGAGGUAAGAUUAUUAUAAUAUUCUAUUAGUAGAAGCAAGCACUUACGGCCAAAUUCCUUUGGUUAUUCAGUGAAGCUAACCAAAUCAUUUUGGUUAUGGGCUAGAAACCGGCUGGUUUUUCUGAUGCCUUACUAUAAAACUUAGAGCUUCUGGACCACCUGCAAGUGCUAACUAUGUGUUCAUUUUUCUACAUUUUCCUCCCUUCUCCAUUAUUGAAGUAUUUUUGAAGAAAAACCUACGCUGAACUGCAAUUUAAAUUCUCAGUUGCCUUUUAGAACUAGGUCAGUAAGAAAUACCACAGCUAUUUUAUUAGUAAUAUUAUUUCUGCAAGUUUUUACUUUACAAAUAUGUAAAUUAUACCAUUCUACUGUUACUGUUUUUCUUUCCAUUGUGAAUAAAAUUGUUUUGUAAACUA